This is a messenger RNA of Durusdinium trenchii, 1632 nucleotides long. The record is from the annotation of a GenBank genome assembly. NCBI's taxonomy places the organism in Eukaryota, Dinophyceae, Suessiales, Symbiodiniaceae.
AUGUUGGCACAUAUACAUCAGAAUCUUAAGCACAGUGAUGCGCUCUCUGUGCUUGCGACGCACUUUGGAGAAGCGGAUGCAAAGCUGCAGGAGGCCUUGGCACAUUGUGGAGUUCUUGCCGUCAGACUUUGCUCUCAGGCGGAGAUUUGGCUUGAUGUUGACUUGCAGCAUCCUCCCAUCUCUGCGGAAGCAAUAAAGGUUCUGGUCGUGCAAGAGCCGCCUGAUGUUAAGUCUUUGAGCCUAGAGGGCUUUGACCUAGUGCUGACGUGGCAAGACGAACACCUGAAGCAACUGGGUCGACGUGCGGAGCUCUUUGUGCCAGCUACGCCUUGGCUUUUACCAGCCGAGUGGGAUCAAUUUGCGAUCAAAAAACUUGCUCUUGGAUUUCUAAGAGGCAGCAAGUGCCGGACUGCUGGUCAUCAGCUGCGACACAAGAUUUGGGAGGAACAACGACACCUCGAACACUCGAUGCAGGUUCCUCUGAACUUCAUGGAGGGUGGCGGUGUUAGCCGCGAGCAGCGCAACAUGCAAUUCUUCAGCAGCUUCGUGCUGGUGAUUGAGAACUCCAGACACAAAAACUAUUUUUCGGAAAAGCUGCUGGAUGCUCUCCUUGCCCGGUGCAUUCCAGUGUAUUGGGGGUGCACAAAUAUUGGAGAAUUUUUUGACGUCGCUGGAUUUGUGGUUGUUGAAGGUGAGAAUGUGGAGGAAGCGCUACACAAUGUGGUUUUGCAAGCCAAUCGUCUUUCUCCAGGUUUGGCUGAGCUCUGCCAAGAAGCCAUCGAGAGGAACUACUUAGAGGCAUCGAGGUAUGCAGGAGACUUUGGCCUUCGUUUGCAACAGGAUGACACGGAGUCCGUGGUGUCUGCGGGUUUUGUGAAGAAUGAGCUCCCCAUGCCUGAGGAACUCCAGGGGAAGCUGGCAGAGUCGAGUGAGGCCAUGUCGGCGCUCAUGUCCCGUGGCCCUGAAAGCUGGACGGAGGGGGAUACGCUGAGAAUCCACCUCCUCAACACAGAAGGAGUGGCAGUGGGCUGUGGUUGGAGACCCAAGAGCGGUUCAGUCUUGGACCUAGAUCCGAAUGAUUUUGCCAACGACCCCGACGGAUUUGGGAAAUGCGAACGCUGCUUCAAAGCCCACGAUUUCCCAGCUCAUUGGGGAACUGAGGACCAAGAGGUCCAAGUGGUCCCACAGGACACGGACUCCUCUCUGGAUUCCGGAUCAGAUACGGAUGACUCAGUGGACACGGAGUCAGACCUGGAAGGAGUAGACCUGCCAGAGUUGCUGAAAGCUGCAAGAGUCUAUUUUGAGCAACAAAAGGCUGGCAGGAAAGUGCAAGUGGUGUUGCUCUCCGGAGGUACAACUCACAAGCCUAUGCCACGUGAUCCUCACUCGGGAUUUCAAGUUUAUGAGGCUGAGGGCGGUGCGCGGUGGCUCAUCAGAGAGCACAAGGUUCCGCCAGAGGACGUAUUCGAGGAAAACUGGUCCUUGGAUACGAUUGCCAAUGCAUUCAUGUUGCGGACGGGAUUCUUGGAUGCCAAUGUCCGCUUGCAACUUGCUGCAAUUUAUUUCAUCGCCAUCGUCCAUGUAGGACAACGCACACAGAUCCAGCUGGCUGGACUAAGCUGCUCGUCAUAA